UCUAUAUAUAGAUGGACUAGAUAGAUGGAUCUAACAACAAAACCCAGCAAUCAAGAUCACAUUGAGUAUCAAUCAAAUUAACUAGUUUCAUCAUCGUCAAAACCAACAAUCUUUCUAGCUAUCUACCAAAUCAUUCUCCGAUUCAUUUUGUUUUGCGUUUGGAAUGAAUCAGCAUCAACGAAACAACUCAGUCACUGUAAUCUCCCCUCAUUUCUGCAAAUCACAUCAAGUAAAUCUCUAUACUGCAAGGGGAGUUAAAAAUGUAACAGAAGGUAGUAGGUUAGGUGUUUUUGAUACAAAUGGCGAUAAUAUCUUCAAUGUUAAAGGUAGCUUUUUCAGUCAUCGCCGUAUCCUUGUCGAUGCUGCCGGAAAUACGAUCGUGACUUUACAAGAAAAGAAAUUUACUUUACACAAUAGAUGGAAAGUAUAUAGAGGAGAUAGCACAAGAUCAAAAAAAUUGUUAUUUACUGUCAAGAAAUCUAGUGUUCUCCAACUCAAGACUAAGUUGAAUGUGUUCUUAGCAUCUAACAAAGCUGAAGAUGUCUGCGAUUUUAUGGUUAAACAAAAUUACAGCGAGAAAUCUUGUGUCAUCUAUAGACGGGGAUCCAAAAAUAUCAUCGCUGAGAUGGACAAGAAAAAGACUGGUAAGGUCUCGGGUAAGGACACAUUCUCGGUCACUAUCCAACCAAACGUUGAUUAUGCGUUUAUUAUCUCAUUGCGUGUGAUUGUGGAUGAGAUGAAUAAGGCUAGCGAGAGAGGCGAUAUGGGAGUCGGGGCGGUAUCUGGGGCAGUGGUGUCAGUGAUUACUGUGUGAUACUAUAAAGUAUAGCAGAUACCUGUAAGAUUAAUAAAUGCGUACUACUACUGUGUACUGUGUACAUGGAUGAAUAAAUUCAGUAAAGUUGUGUAAAAUUGUGGAAUUUUAAAUGGGCUUUAAGCCCUAACAUGAAAAUAGACUUCAUUUACCAAGUC
Molecule: messenger RNA, 972 nt
Organism: Papaver somniferum (opium poppy)
Lineage: Eukaryota; Viridiplantae; Streptophyta; Magnoliopsida; Ranunculales; Papaveraceae
Product: protein LURP-one-related 10-like
Exons: 3
Coding region: 164-814 (216 amino acids)
Source: RefSeq, a predicted model, not a curated record